AUGGCUACUACUGCUGAUGUUGAUGACUGUGCUGGAUUGGGUACUGAUCCCUGUGCUGCUGACUGUGCUGGAAUGGCUACUGGUGCUGCGAAUUAUGACUAUGGUGAAAUAGAUCCUGGUGCUGUGCUGUUGAUGACCUUGCUUGAAAAAGUAUUAGUGCUGUGUUCUAAUGGCCACACAUGCUCGUUGUCACCAUGUGCUGUAAUGUCUGCUGGAGCUAGUGAUGACAGUUCUGGGGUGGGUAUUGGUGCUGGUGAUAAUGAUUGUGUUGGAAUGGCUUCUGGUGCUGGUGAUGAUGACUGCAAUGGAUUUUGUACUGGUGCUUGUAGUGGUGACAGUUCUGGAAUGGCUACUGGUGCUAGCAGUGAUGACUGUGCUGGACUGGGUACUGGUGCUGGUGAUGAUGACUGUGCUGUAUUGGGUGAUGAUUAUGGUGAAAUGGUUAGUGGUGCUGCUGAUGAUAUCUGUGCUGAUUUGGCUACUGGUGCUUGUGAUGACAGUGCUGGAAUAGCUACUGAUCCUGGUGAUGAUGACAGUUAUAGAAUAGCUACUGGUGUUGUUGUUGCUCACUGA
Messenger RNA from Schistocerca serialis cubense, 573 nucleotides. RefSeq lists its product as uncharacterized. Lineage: Eukaryota; Metazoa; Arthropoda; Insecta; Orthoptera; Acrididae. Bases 1 to 573 code for a protein of 190 amino acids. The transcript has 3 exons. The record is from RefSeq and is a predicted model, not a curated record.